Scatophagus argus is the source of this 2656-nucleotide messenger RNA. Its product is annotated as homeodomain-interacting protein kinase 2-like. Gene Ontology annotation, molecular function: ATP binding; protein tyrosine kinase activity; protein serine/threonine kinase activity. The transcript is spliced from 9 exons. NCBI's taxonomy places the organism in Eukaryota, Metazoa, Chordata, Actinopteri, Scatophagidae. Bases 795 to 2189 code for a protein of 464 amino acids. Gene Ontology annotation, cellular component: cytoplasm; nucleus. Gene Ontology annotation, biological process: peptidyl-serine phosphorylation; peptidyl-threonine phosphorylation. The record is from RefSeq and is a predicted model, not a curated record.
UCAGACUUGAAGUCUCAGAUAAGGGCGACUUUAUAUUUGGCUUGCACAAGCAACGGCAACAAUAGUGGAAAUAGAUGCUGUAGUUUUGCAAAUUUUUGAAGUUGAAGAGGUGGUGAUAUCGCCAGGAAUGGAAGGCUAUAUUGGAUGCACUGCUGCCAUUUCAGCUUUGAGUCUCGACUCAGGGCAGUGUGACUAGUAGUUUAGUUUGACACAUGAUGUGCAGAUAUUGUUAAUGUUGCUGUGGUUAAUGUUGUAUAAUACUGCAUAUAUUUCAAGAGUUGCUCCAUCCCUGAAACCUGAAGCUAGUAAACACAGAUUCAACCAGAAACAAAAUUGUAUCAGGUUUUAAUUUCUACAGCAGGAGUCAAAUCUAAUGCUCAAAAUUGCUUAAACUGUGUUUUGUAUGAAGAGUCAAUAUGCUGGCUGGAUUGAUCAAUACUGAACAUUCAUGAGUAACUGAUAUCAUUCAGUAUAUUGUGGCAUUUACAUUUGCUUCAUCCCAGUUACCUUCAUACAACAAAUCUUACAUGAUAGACAACAUCAUAUGUGGGUUUAAUAGAAUACUGGUGUGUGUCUUGGAGAGAUGUUUGCUGACAUCACAGCAGCAUUCUAGAAUUAAUGUAACAAAGAAUGAGAAUUUAGAAUUUGGUCAUUUUGCUCUUUUACUGUUUCUGGGAGGACUACACACAAGUCGUUUGUCUACAUAAGCAGCCAACGGUGUAAAAAUCAACUACAAGGAAGAAUUUAACAGAGCCAAAGUGAGAACUGAACAACUUUCUACAGAUCAUUUCAUCAUGGCAGAGGACAGCAACAGCAGCAGUGACUCAGACGGGUUACUGGUCCCGAGCGACUAUGAGAUAGUUGACUUUAUUGAAAAUGGGACUGUUGAAGUCGUGACAAAGUGCAAGAGAAAGGACACUGAAGAGCCUGUGGCCAUAAAAUUCUUGAGAAGUAGCAAGAGCGCGAUGAAGGAGGUGUCCAUUUUAGAAGAAUUAAUGAGACACAAUCUGGAUCAACACAACAUUGUAAAGCUCUACAGCUGGUACCAGAUGAAAAACACCAUUGGUCUGGUGUUGGAAUUGCUAGAUAUCACCCUUUGGGACUACAUGAAGGGGGAUCGUCUGCCUUUAAAGGAUAUCAGGCUCAUCACAGAGCAGAUGGCCACAGCUUUAUAUGGACUGAAGAGUGUUGGAGUGAUCCAUGGAGAUAUAAAACCCAACAACAUCAUGCUGGUGAAGGAUCAGGAGCAGUCCUUCACACUGAAGCUUAUUGAUUUUGGCUUGUCAUUUCAUACAUCUGAAGGUGUGGUGGGCACUCGUUACCAGGUACCUUAUUACAGAGCUCCAGAGAUCAUGCUAGGACUUCCCUUCAAUGAAGCCAUUGACAUGUGGUCUCUUGGCGCUGUGCUGGGCUUCAUGAUGUUUGGAGAGCUCAUCUUCCCAUGGUUCUGUGAAUAUAAUCAGAUGCAGUCUAUUUGUGAAAUCUUGGGCCAACCAGCAGAACAUCUUCUCAAUGCUGGUCUAAAAACAAGCGAGUUUUUCAUCAAGACCUCUGACAAUAAGUUUACCCUCAUGACACAUGACCAGUAUUGGAAAAACAAGAUUUCCUUUGGCAACAAGAAAUUUGCCUUCAGCUCUCUGGACGAUCUGAAGGUGUUAGGCAAGGAGCUGGGGAAUGAAGCUGAGGGAUGGGGGCAGUGUGUUGAACUGCUGAAAGCGAUGCUCAAGGUGGAUGCCAGUGAGAGGAUCACCCCCAGUGAGGUCCUUAGGCAUCCCUUCAUCACACAGAGCUACCUGAAUGAGAAUCAGCAGCCAGCAGCAGAUGAGCCCAGAACCAGUCAGGCCUCAACCGACCUCAGAAGCAUAGAGUCUGUGUCUGAUGCUGAUGACAGUAUCAAGGCUGACCAAACUGAAGAUACUCAAAGUGACAGAAACCACUUCAGUGACGUACUGCGUUGUAAAACUCUAGUGCUGGAUGCUGACCAUCCUGGCAGUGAUCAGGACACCAGUGCUCCUGAGGAGAUCCAGUCGAUCAUCACAGAACUAGAGGAGACCAUAUCAGAUGACAGCAAGGCCCAUGAGGAGACCAAGACAAAGAAGAAGAAGAAGAAGAAAAACUGCAUCAGACGCUUCUUCUCAUGGAUGAGGAAGACAUUUUGCUUUUGUAGUUCAACAAAAGUUCAGGACUAGAUGACAAAGAUGGCAACCUUAUUAGCCCAAAUACAGAGUGAAGAAUCAAUGCAUAAUCAGUAUGCUUAAAACAAAAUAAUUCACACAAAUAAGCAUAACGACACUUCCUCCAAAAAUGAGAAAAGAGGUAAUUCAAAUCCUACAUGUCAAACGAUCAGAGAAGCACUUUGUUUUAAGCAUACUGAGUUAUGGUGAGACUAUGUAACAUUUGCUUUACAGUAGUCAUUCUGGCCAAAACCAGUGGCAAUCAUGAAAUGAUAAUACAUGCUAAAACGGCAUAAAUGUAGUAUAAAAAGAGAGAAGUCAACAAUUAAACUCAGUAACGUCAUUAGCACAGCAAUAUCCAUCCAAUAUUUGCUAACAUUACCUAACAGCUAAUUCAAGCCACGUAUGUCAUCAUGUAUGUAUUUUUAAAUUUAUUUUUUUUUUCAUAUGUGCAUAUGUGUCUACUACAUGACCAUGGUAAU